Ailuropoda melanoleuca (giant panda) is the source of this 2999-nucleotide messenger RNA. Its product is annotated as low-density lipoprotein receptor-related protein 8-like. Lineage: Eukaryota; Metazoa; Chordata; Mammalia; Carnivora; Ursidae. Bases 20 to 511 code for a protein of 163 amino acids. Gene Ontology annotation, molecular function: protein binding. The transcript has 2 exons. The record is from RefSeq and is a predicted model, not a curated record.
CCGGAGCCCGGGGCACGCCAUGGGCCGCCCCGAGCGGGGCGCGCUCCGGCCGCUGGCGCCGCUGCUGCUGCUGCUGCUGCUGCAGCUCCAACAUCUCGCGGCGGCGGCGGCGGAUCCACAGCGCGGCGGCCAAGGGCCGGUCAAAGAGUGCGAAGAGGACCAGUUCCGGUGCCGGAAUGAGCGCUGCAUCCCCUCCGUGUGGAGAUGCGACGAGGACGACGACUGCUCGGACAACAGCGACGAGGACGACUGCCGUGAGUGGCCGGCUGGGGAGGAAGGGAACGGGGCGGGGAGGGGGGCGCCGGCCACCUGCUUGGACAUCACUGCCGGGAAGCUACCCCGGCGCCGCCUUCCUCAGCGUUGGGUGGCUCUUAGCGAACCAGCGUUGAGCUGGGCAGCCAGCGUGUCCUCAUGGGAUUCGGGGCGGAGCCCAGGGCUGGUGUGGCCCGGGAGGAGGGCGCGCCGGGCCGGAACCGUGGGCAGGGACGCGGUCGUCCCUGCAAGUAUCUAGCUUCCUGCGUCUAGCCCUCCUGGACUCCUGCGUCGGCCCCACGGAACGCGCCGGUGUUUCAAAGUUCUAGGCAAUUCCGGGGCUCGCCUUGCUGGUUUUUUGUGAAUGAAUGGGCUCCCCGGGGCCCCUGAUUGGCCAGGCGAGGACCACCCCAUAGGCCCCCGUGGCCAGAGCGGCCAAUCGUGGAGCGCGCGGGUGUGCAGUUUUCAGGCGCCCGGGGCGCAAGGGCCCUGCCCUGGCCCCGCCCUGGCCACACCCCCGCCGGCAUCUCCUGGGAAGUAAGUGCCUCUGAGGCCCGGACGCAGGCUGUCUUCCUCGCUGCUUUUCUGCCUCGUCAUGGUGUAGGUUUUUUGUGCCAUCCUGGUGAGCGGACCACGCUCUCCUGCUAGCCCGGCGCGGGCAUGAGUCAUGCGGCCGACCAGGAAGGAGGGGGCCAGGAGAGUUUGCUUCCUGGAGAGGGCCGGGGAUUCCGAGACUGCACAGUGAGCCCUCAGUUGGUGACGGUGUGCACGUGGCAGGCCGCCUUUGCGGAGUGUGGUACUGCUUGUACACCCGGGCGCUAGAGCUUUGAAAGUUCUUUCUUAUGGUUUCAGAUGUUUGUGGGGCAGAAGUGAGUUAGCAGGUAGUUGCCGUGAAGGAGUGUAGCUCCAGGAACAGAAAAACAGGACUGUUGAGAAACAGACACAGGUGGUCAUACAUUCAUGGUUACUGAGUGCCUGCUUGCGCCAGCACUGGAGCACUUCGGAGAAGGGGCCCACCCCACAGGCCGGGGAGCCCCGCAGGGUGUGCAGGAGGGCAACAGGUGGACAGAUCCACACCACCACACAGUGGCAGGAGGGGUAGAGGGACACCUGGAUAGGCAUUGUUGAGUCCUUGAGGUUUCCUGUGGGCUUGCCAGUCGGCCUCCGGAUUCAUUCUCAGACGCAAUCCAGAGCUGGCUCUGUGUCUUGGGUGCAUCUUCCUCUCCUGUCUUCAUUUCCUCACCUGACCACUUGGGCUCAUGAUUCUUGGCCUGUUUUUGAGGACCAGUUCUAGUAAUGUAAUGGGAAGUCACGCGUCUAACACACGCCGUUUGUUGUGUGCCAGCCCCGCGGUGAGCGCUUAUCUGGCAUAAACUCCUCCACUCUUCUCAGCAGGCCUAUUUCCCAGGCUAAAGAAACUGAGGUGCUGAGAGAUUAAGUUACUUGCUCCAUAGUUACUGAGCUGCUAAGUAGGAGCUUGAAUUUAAUGCUUCAAGAAGCUCAAUCAUAACCUCACCAUUGAUUCUCCAGGACUAUUGAAAUGAUGAAAAUGGCGUGCUGGGGUGAAAUAUUAUAGCGAGUGUCACCCCCGGGAGUUGUUCUGUGGUCCCCUCACAGCAGGAGUGCCGAGGAUGGGGCAGGGAGAUAGAAACUGCGAUUCUGGGUUGGUUUUACCUUCUCUCCCUGGCUCUGCAGGACAAGUCUUGUGAGGGGUGUCUUGUCAUCCCCGUUUGUAGAUAGGGAUGCUGUCUCAGAGACGUUGGGUGAUUUGCCCAAGGUCACCCAGCUGAGAGUGACAGAACUUGGUCAGGAUGUCCUCCUGGCUUGGGUACUCUCUGCUGCAGUGGGGAGCAUAGCGCAGAAGGACCCGAGAGUGUGAUCCAGCAGCUGGAAAGCUAUGCUCUGCCUGUUGGGCCUGUUGCUUCUUGUCUCCAUGUGAGGCUCUGGGCGAGAUGGAGGAGUGAAGGAGUGGGUGUCCAGGUGACUCCAGAUGGGACCAGGGGAGGUCUCGUGGCCAAUCUGGGCUCCUGCUGUCCUUCUGAGGUAGAUGGGGUAGGGUCACAGGCACAGAGUUGGUGAAGGCUUGGAAGGGAAAGGGUGAGAGCUCUGGUUAGUACCAGUCCUACAUGGCUUAAUUUUUCUGAGCUUGUUUCCUCAUCUGCCAAAUGGGGCACCUGUUCCUCCAUCAUAGGUUAUAUGUGUGGAAUGUCUUCAGAGGUUGGCAAAGAGAAGGGAAUGGAUGAGCCCCUUAGAAAGGGACCCCAGGGGAAGCCUGGGUGGCACAGUCCGUUAAGCAUCUGCCUUCGGCUCAGGUCGUGAUCCAGGGUCCUGGGAUCGAGCCCCACAUUGGGCUCCCUGCUCAGCAGGGAGCCUGCUUCUCCUUCUACUGCUCCCCCUGCUUGUGCUCUCUCACUCUCUCUGUCAAAUAAAUAAAAUCUUAAAAAAAAAAAGGAAAAGAAAGGAACCCCAGGACCCACAAAGAGAAAUAUCGAAGGAUGCAGGUGGGGGCUUUGGGUGGCUAUGUUGGGCUACGUGUUUGAAAGUGGUCUUUCAUCAUCCCCUCCUUCCCCAUGUGGGGAGUUUCCCCCCUGCCCCCAUUCUGGGCUGCCUGCCCAAACUGCAUUUCCUUGAACUACCCUCCCCUCAAGUCUGUUGGCUCCUCCCUGAGCAGCCUCUCUGCCUUAUAUCUGAUCCCCUCCUUUGGCACUCCAACCCUUCUACCCCAUGAGAGAGCCUGAACCACCCCA